AUGACCAAAUAUCAUAGUCUGUCUAAUAACAAAGGGCGUAAAAUCCUAAUAGGCACUAUACUCAUUUCAUUAGUGGUAAUAACAAUCACAUUUUUCUCCGGGUCGCUCACACCAGCAAAAGAUUUACAAGGGGUAAUAUCAAGUUUACCCAAUGACAAACUCCUGGGAUUGUCAAAUUUUUUAUCAUCGGAGAAUAGCAGGAAUCAAGAUGAAUUAUUAAACAAGAUUGAAAAAUUAAACAAAAAGCUAUUUCAAGCUCAAGAAGCUAAAAUCAAUAAAUUGGAAGAACAAAACAAGUUGAUUCUAAAAGAAUUGAAACUAUUGAAAACUCCACCAUCACUGGCUUCAAUUAGAGAAAAAUUAACUUAUCUCUACCCAUAUGAUUCGGAAAGCAAAUUCCCGGCAUAUAUUUGGCAAUCAUGGAAACAUGGAUUAAAUGAUGGUAGAUUUGAAGAAAGGUUCCGUCAAGGUGAAUCACAAUGGGCAUAUAAGAACCCUGGGUUUGUUCAUGAAUUAUUUAAUGAUGACACUGCUCAUACUAUGAUUAGGCACCUUUAUCAACAAGUACCUGAAGUUCUUGAAACAUUUGAAAUGUUGCCUGAAGUCAUUAUGAAGAUGGAUUUUUUCAAAUAUUUGAUACUUUACGCUAAAGGUGGUGUUUAUGCCGAUAUAGAUACGUAUCCUUUACAGCCAGUCCCCAACUGGACACCGGAAAAUGUUAGUCCUUUGGAUAUUGGCGUUAUUAUUGGCAUUGAAUCCGAUUCAUCAUCGCCGGAUUGGAGAAAGGAACAAAUUCGUCGAUUACAAUUUGGACAGUUUGUCAUUCAAGCUAAGCCAGGACAUCCAAUAUUACGUGAAGCCAUUUCCCAAGUUAUUGAGCAUACAAAUGUUAAAAAAUUGGAAAAUUUAGCAUCUUCGGGCGCUGGUGGUCUGUUGAGGUUGACGGGAAAUACCAAUGAAAAGUCAUUGACAAUCAGUCAAUGGACCGGAUCGGCAAUUUGGACUGAUGUGGUAUUCAAGUACUUUAAUGAUUAUAUUCAAUCAUCCGUGUUUCAAAAGGUUACUUGGAAGGAGUUUCAUAAUUUGAAAACACCGAAGUUGGUUAGUGAUAUUUUGGUGUUGCCUCUGAAAUCAUUUGCCAGUGAUGUUGAGGAACCCAAAGACGGUAAAAUUGAAGAUCCUUUGGCGUUUGUUAAACAUUAUGCGGCCAAGAUUUGGAAAAGUGGUUAA
Lodderomyces margitis is the source of this 1230-nucleotide messenger RNA. RefSeq names its product alpha-1,6-mannosyltransferase (gene HOC1). The record is from RefSeq and is a predicted model, not a curated record. Gene Ontology annotation, cellular component: mannan polymerase complex. The transcript has a single exon. Gene Ontology annotation, molecular function: alpha-1,6-mannosyltransferase activity. NCBI's taxonomy places the organism in Eukaryota, Fungi, Ascomycota, Pichiomycetes, Serinales, Debaryomycetaceae. Gene Ontology annotation, biological process: protein N-linked glycosylation. Bases 1 to 1230 code for a protein of 409 amino acids.